Molecule: messenger RNA, 2326 nt
Organism: Episyrphus balteatus (marmalade hoverfly)
Lineage: Eukaryota; Metazoa; Arthropoda; Insecta; Diptera; Syrphidae
Product: zinc finger protein 180-like
Exons: 7
Coding region: 473-1927 (484 amino acids)
Cellular component (GO): nucleus
Source: RefSeq, a predicted model, not a curated record
CAUGGUUAGAUAUUGGCGAUCCCGAACGGACAGUAUUAGUUGAUCAUUGAAUGAAAUGGGUCUUCUUCUCGCUAGCGCGCUGCUGAGAAUUUUUUUUUUACGUUUUGUUUUUGUGUUGUAACAUUUUUUUUAAAGUAAAGAUAGAAAGUAUAUCGAUUGUACUUAGUGUUUUGUUUUCGUUUUGUGAAUCUUAUCGGGAGAUUUUAUUUUUUUUUCUAAAAUUCGUUUCGUAGCUCGUUGAUAAUAAUUAUAAUUUUUGUUAAUUUCGCGGACGAAAUAUAUAAACGGUUUCAAAAGUUAUGAAUAAAGUGAACUUAUAAAGAAAAAAAAAAGAGAUAAUGACAAAAUAAUCAAUUUAUUCAAAAUAAUUGUGAAAUAUAAUUUAUUGGAAUAUAAUACCAUUCUAAAUAAAAGUGUUAAUUUAAUUAAAUUUUUUUUAAUAAACAACGAACAUAAAAAAAUAUAAUUUAAAAUGGAAACUUGUGUAUUAAUACCACAAGAAUUUUCCCUUGCAUUGGCAUCAACGCCAACGGGUAUAUUAAAUGAACAACAAAUAACAGUAUGGACAACGAUGGGAAUUCCACAAGGAACAUUAUUUUAUCCAUUUCAAGGAACAAUUCGUAUUGACACUUUGGAUACAUUCAAAUAUUUAGAAGAUGAAGAUGUUCGCUACCGUUUCGGUUUGUACGAUGAAAUCUCAUACACAUUCGGCAAACGUGUACGCCAUUGUAAUUGGAUUCGUUUCUUACGGGUAUCUGAAUCGUAUGGAUCUCAAGUUAACAUGGUCUGCACCAAGGUUAAGGGUGAACCGAUCUAUGAAGUUGUCAAACCGAUUACAACCCAUCAGGAGCUUGUUGUAUAUUUUUUACCCGAACGUCCUGAAGAAUUGCUAUUUAUGCAAAUGCGAGCUUCACUCUAUCGUCAGACUAUGGAUUCGAUACUUGAAGGUUCACCAUUGGAUCUUUCAAUGUCCUUGCUAAAUCGUGUGAUCCUGCCAAUCUCACCGUCAUCCAGCAGUGAAGACGAGCAUAAAUCAAUUUCGAGUGAUUCAUCAGCGGGAUCGAUAUCGUCGCUGAACGAGAACACCAGCGAUCAUUUGAUCAGUACGGCAACGGCUCAUCAGCUGGAACGUGAUCUCAACAAUGGCAUUCACCAUCAUUCGCAUCACAGUCAUCAUCAUAAUCAUCAUCAGCGGACACCGCAACGGGCCCGCAGUGGCCGUGGUGAGCGUUCACUUUUACCAUGCGAAGUUUGUGGUAAGGCAUUCGAUCGUCCCAGUCUGCUGAAACGUCAUAUGCGCACGCAUACAGGAGAAAAACCUCAUGUGUGUAUGGUGUGCGGCAAGGGCUUCAGUACGUCGAGCUCAUUAAAUACACAUCGGCGGAUACAUUCUGGUGAGAAACCUCAUCAAUGUCAAGUUUGUGGGAAACGUUUUACGGCCAGCUCGAAUUUAUAUUACCAUCGAAUGACACAUAUUAAGGAAAAACCACACAAAUGCAACUUGUGCGCCAAGUCAUUCCCAACACCAGGUGAUCUAAAGUCUCAUAUGUAUGUUCACAGUGGUUCAUGGCCCUUCAAGUGUCACAUCUGCUCUCGAGGAUUCUCAAAGCAUACAAAUCUAAAGAAUCAUCUCUUCUUGCAUACUGGUGAUAAACCACAUGGUUGUGAGCUGUGUAAUAAGAAAUUCGCUUUGGCAUGUAAUUUAAGGGCGCACAUGAAGACUCAUGAAGGUGAUCCACAAGAUGAAUGUGUACGUUGUGGAAAAGUUUUCCUUACAUCAGCAAAUGGCUUAAAUCAAGGUGUUUGCACAAAAUGCUCAAAAGAUCCAGCGACGACUGAAACUGUUAAGACUGGUUUCCGUUCGGCGGGUGAAACGACCACCGAAGAUGAAUCAUCAAAUGGUGAAACUGAAUAUAGUGACAAGUGAAUUAAAUUGCAGUGAAAUCUUAGACCUCCCGUUUUUUGUGUAAAUAUACUUCUGAGCCAUUGUAUAUUUUUUUUUCUCUCGUCGUGUUUUUUUUUUUUUAACUUUAUUAUUAAUUUUUAUUUUUUUAAACGAUCUCGUCUUUGAAAUGAUUUUUGUUUGUAUUAAUCCUCAUUUUAUAUGAUUUUUUUUUUAACAAAUUUUAAGGUUAAUUUUAUACUUUGUUCUAUUUUUAUCGAUAAAUAAUUGUUUUGUGUGCACCCAAUAAUAUUAUUAUACCCCUUCUGUUCCACUCAUGUUGUCUGUGUGUGUAUUUUUUUUUAUGUUUUAUUAUUUUCACUUUUUAUUUCUUAUAGCAAUUGUCCAAAGUUAAAUAUUAUUAUUAUUUUUUAAAAAUACUUU